AUGUCUGAUCUAGCUUCUACCCCUUACUUGGAUGUAAGUGGAUGCAGAGUAUCAGAUGUUGCUUUCGCAGCCGGUUCAGAUAUUAAGACGAGCCCAGAACCCUGCUCCAAAGUCAUCUGUGAUGCGUAUGCAGCCGUCAGAACUGUCAGUACAUGUGGACCCAAGGAGGUUUGCCAGGGCAACAACACGUGUGUACCCAUUUUCGUGUGCACUGUGACUGGCUCCACCGUCAUUGAUUUCCACGACAGAGUCCACUCUGUCCAGGAUCGGUGUGAGUACAGUCUGAUGAUGUCUAAUUCAAGUUUCUCCCUCACGGCGGGUUUCCGGGAGCAACGCCGUAAAGAUGUGUCAUUUUUGGACCACUUGAUAAUCUCGCUGCGAGGGCCACGUGUAAGAAUGUAUCUGGAACAAGGUGGAAGAGUUCGGGUUGAUAACAAAGCUCUGAUGCUCAACGCCACGGCUCAGCUGUUUCACGGUGUGGAGCUCUCCAAGGACCACACUGGAGUUACUGCCAAGCUGCCUUUCUCCAACAUGACAGUCUUCUUUGAUGGCAACACCGCACAUGUGUCCGGACCUGUUGAACCUAUAGGGGGCUUGUGUGGCAACCCCAUUAAUCCCAACAUCACCACCACCCUGCCUAGAGAGAAGAGCUCUUACAGUGCUGUUGGCUGUGAGAUUCAGCACAACGACACCGUCAACAGUACGAUCGACUGCAACCGCUCAACUGAACACUGUAAUCUCACGAGGCAGGCACCCUUCGCUGCUUGUCACGACAGCAUUGACCCAGAGCCGUACAUAACCGCCUGCACCAACACUUUGUGCAAUUACCCGUCGGUGGACGGUCUCAACUGCCAGUUUUUGGAGGCUUACGCCAAGGCCUGCAGCCUGAGAGGAGUCGGCAUACUGGAGGACUGGAGGUCAACGGCCGGCUGCCCUCCUGACCCUAAGGCCUGUCAGGACCAGUACUGCAGCGAUCAUGAGUUCUGCGGAGAGAAGCCCGGUGGAACUCGCUGCUUCUGUCGGGCCCUGUUUGCCUCCAAGUACAAAGCAAGAAACACUUUAGGUGAGCCGACAGUCUGCACGCAGAGCUCUGCCACUAUUACUCUGGCUGGAUGUCUGAUGGAGGACAAAGCCAUCGACUACUCCGUCUUACAACUCAAUGACCCCAACUGCAAAGGUCACAUGGACGACCAGACCCACAUGGUGACUUUCAGCUACAACAGCAGCAACAUCUGUGGGACGGAGGUUACGACAAACAACAGCCAAAUCAUGUACAAGAACAGCAUCGUGACGAGGAACAGCUCCAUGAACGGCUCCAUGAACAGCGUCAUCACCCGCAACGACCAAGUAAAGAUCGACUUUUCCUGCUUCUACACAAAGCCAGAAAUCAAGAGUGUGUCCUUCAGGAUCAAAGACAGCUCUGUGGUGCAGAAGAUUGUAUCUGGAGUUUGGAAUUACACUCUGAUGAUGAACGCCUACACCGACCCCGGCCGCAUGCAGCUUGUCGGGCCGAGCACCGAGAUCCAGCUGAACCAGAAGAUCUGGCUGGAGCUGAAGACGGAGGGGCUGGACGGCAACAUGGCUGCCAUAGUGACCGACUCCUGCUGGGCAACCAGCCAGCCGUCACCUAAUAGUAGUCUGCGAUACGACCUCGUCAUUAAAGGAUGCCCGAACCCCGCUGACCAGACGGUGACCAUGGAGGGAAACGGACAGGGAACGUCCAACGUCUUCUCUUUCAACGUGUUCCAGUUCUCUGGGGAAACUAGUGACCUCUAUCUGCACUGCCAGGUGGAGCUGUGCCCCACACAGGGUCAAUCCUGUGCUCCGUCCUGCGGCGGAGGUGCUGUCAGGAAGCGCAGAUCUUACAGGUCUAAAUAUGCAGAUGGAAACCCAGCCCUCAUCACUAUGGCCUGGAGUAAUUAGGUAGAGAAAGCUCCCCUUUAGAUUGAUUACAUGGUGAUUCCUGAUUUAAGCUUCGUCCCGACAAGGAGCCUGAAAUCUCGCUGCUUUUGAAAGAAUGUUUGACGUUAUCGUUGCUGUGAAGCAAUGCUGGCAGAUAUCAUCUUCAUUUGAUCCACCUGAGAUGAUGGCAUAUAUUAUUCCUGCAGAACCUGUGGGGUGUUGAUUCAAUCCAAUGGUUCAUGCAAAUUUUAUUUCGGUGAAUUAAUAGAAGUGAAGUGUGCAAUGAAGAAUCAAAGAAGGGUUCAGGGUUUUAUUUACUGAAUGCAUUACUUCCUAGGGCUGUGGGUUCUUUUAAAAUAUAUAUCAUUUAUUCUUUAACAUAAGGUUAACUGACUACUUUGAGCCUAAAUGCUACCUAGUGAACGCAGAAACUGAAUUUCUGUGUUCUUGUGACAUGAAGUUAAAAACGUUGAUCAGGCUCAGCUGAAAGAAGCUUCGCAGCAAGAAGGUUUUGAGAUCCAGCAGAAGGAAAAUACUGAUGUGAAACAUUGAAAUGGUGAUUAUCAGAUUGAAGUUACUACAAAUGAAGAUUGUCAGUUAGAAUUGAGGCUGUUAUUACACUGAGGCAUGCUGUUGUACCAUUAUUGUGUUAUUAUUACUACUACUAUUACUAUUACUAUUACUAAGCAAAAUAAAACCCCAAAAAAUAUAAUAAAGGGA
Molecule: messenger RNA, 2622 nt
Organism: Sebastes umbrosus (honeycomb rockfish)
Lineage: Eukaryota; Metazoa; Chordata; Actinopteri; Perciformes; Sebastidae
Product: zonadhesin-like
Exons: 14
Coding region: 1-1923 (640 amino acids)
Source: RefSeq, a predicted model, not a curated record